This is a messenger RNA of Numida meleagris (helmeted guineafowl), 6112 nucleotides long. RefSeq names its product fibroblast growth factor receptor-like 1 (gene FGFRL1). The coding region runs from base 523 to 1986 and encodes 487 amino acids. The transcript is spliced from 7 exons. Gene Ontology annotation, molecular function: fibroblast growth factor receptor activity; fibroblast growth factor binding. The record is from RefSeq and is a predicted model, not a curated record. NCBI's taxonomy places the organism in Eukaryota, Metazoa, Chordata, Aves, Galliformes, Numididae. Gene Ontology annotation, cellular component: plasma membrane.
CUUCCCCUCCCCCUUUUCCUCCUUCUCGCCCCGACUCCCCAACCCCUUUCCCCUCCUCCCACCGCUCCUUAAACGGGAUUCCGGCUCGGGACGGCACCACCGGGCAUCCCGCAGCGGCAGCCCCCGGGGCUCCGGCAGGUCCCCGCUGUCCCUCCGCGCACACACACACUCAUACAUACAUACACACACUCACCCCACCCCGGGAAGCAGUGAGAAUUACAACUCCCCCCCCCCCCCCCAACCCGCGUCCCCCGCUUCUCUCCCUUUAACCCCUCUCACCGGAGUGGCAGACCGGUCCGUGGGUGCUGUGUCCGCUCGGGAGGGCUGAACCCAAAGCAGCCCCCGGCUCCGGGGGGGGGAUGAGGUAGAGGGCGGCGGCGGAGCGCCCGGCCGGGGGCCGCGGCAGGAGGGCAUGAGGCGGAGAGCAGCGGGGAUGGGCGGCAGCGCUCGCUGCUGAGAGCCGGCAGCGGCCAAGCUCCGAGGACGGCAGCCCGUACAGCUCACAGGGAUCCGCUUUUCAACAUGGGAUUGCAGCUGGCACUCCUGCUCGCAGGGAUCGUCGCGCUCUCGGACUCGGCGAGAGGCCCCCCGAGGAUUGCCGAUAAAGUGAUCCACCGUCAGUCGGUGAGGCUGGGCAGGACCAUCAAGCUCCUGUGCCCAGUGGAGGGCGAUCCCCCACCCCUCACCAUGUGGAUGAAGGAUGGACGCACCAUCCACAGCGGCUGGACGAGGUUCCGGAUCCUUCAGCAAGGGCUGAAAAUCAAAGAGGUAGAGAGUGAAGAUGCGGGAACCUACAUCUGCAAAGCCACCAAUGGUUUUGGCAGCACCAACGUGAACUACACCCUCAUCGUGAUAGAUGAUGCCAGCUCAGGAAAGAACAGCCAAACACCUGAAGGUUCUAAUGGAGAAUAUGAAGAUCAUUCUGGGAAGCAAUGGGCCCAGCCUCGGUUCACGCAGCCUGCAAAGAUGAGACGCAGAGUGAUCGCCCGUCCUGUCGGCAGCUCCAUCCGCCUGAAGUGUGUGGCCAGCGGCAACCCAAGGCCCGACAUCACGUGGCUGAAGGACAAUAAGCCCCUGACACCCCAUGAGAUUGGGGAGAACAAGAAGAAGAAGUGGACACUGAACCUGAAGAAUCUGAAGCCCGAGGACAGUGGGAAAUACACCUGCCGAGUAUUUAACAAAGUUGGGGAAAUCAAUGCAACUUAUAAAGUUGAAGUGAUCCAGAGAACGAGAUCCAAGCCCAUCCUGACAGGGACACACCCCGUCAACACAACAGUAGACUACGGCGGGACUACAUCCUUCCAGUGCAAAGUCCGCAGUGAUGUCAAACCUGUCAUCCAGUGGCUGAAGCGAGUGGAGUAUGGCACGGAGAGCAAGUACAACUCCACCAUUGAUGUCGGGGGACAGAAGUUUGUCGUGCUGCCCACAGGGGAAGUCUGGUCCCGUCCUGAUGGGUCCUACCUGAACAAGCUGAUGAUUACUCGAGCCAAGGAAGAGGAUGCAGGGAUGUACAUUUGCUUAGGGGCAAACACCAUGGGCUACAGUUUUCGCAGCGCUUUUCUCACAGUCCUGCCAGAUCCCAAGCCUCCGAGUGCACCUGUGCCCCCCUCCUCAGCCAGCAGCCUUCCCUGGCCUGUGAUCAUUGGCAUCCCCGCUGGAGCAGUGUUCAUCUUUGGGACAAUCCUCCUGUGGCUUUGCCAGACCAAGAAGAAACCUUGCUCACCACCAGCUGCUGCCCCUGUGCACCGGCCGCAGCCCCGGGACAGGAUCUGUGUUUCCCAGGUCCCAGACAAAGACUGCAUCUCCUCCAUAAACUAUGAGGAAUACGUCGCCCAGCAGCAGCAUUUACUGUCCCAAGGGCCCGCGCUCGCUCCAGCCAUGGCAUCUAAAAUGUACCCAAAGAUUUACACGGACAUCCAUACCCACACCCACUCGCACGUGGAAGGCAAAGUCCACCAGCACCAGCACAUUCAGUACCAGUGCUAAGAGGGCGGCCGUGUACAGAAGCUCGUGUGGGCUUUUCCUCCUGGUACCUCAGAAGAGACUGCUCAAAGUCAGCUCACACUGCCAGCAACAGGCAAAGCAGACAGAAAAGAUUAUAUAUAUAAUUUUAAAUAUAUAUAUACAUAUAUAUAUAAUUGUAUAUGCGUGUGUAUGUGUGUAUAUAUAUAUGUGUAUAUAUCUAUAUCUAUCUAUAUAAAUAUAUAUAUAAUAGAGAAAGACAGAGAAAAGAGAUUUUUUUUUUUUAAUUAUUACAAUCAGGAUGUAGCCAAGGAAUAAUGAAGGAACUCCAAAUCCCAGCAGCUAGGCAGCCAUCUCCACUGGUGGAGCCCUCCUGGAUUUUUUAAGCAAGAUGGUGGCAAGUAAGACAGGACACAGGGAUAUGAACCACCCCCUCCUUCUGUUGCUAAAAGGAGUGAGAAAAGGUGAUGUGGUGCUUUUCCAGGGCAGGCACCCCUGUUCUUGUGUUUGCUGCAUACCAUGCGUUUUGGUGGGAAGACCCCAGACCUGUCCCACUUAUGUGGGAGAACAUUUUCCCUCAGAAUGACUCAAGCUGUAAAGAUUUAGUGCCAAAGCACAAGGAGAAAUGACCAGUUCACCUCUUCCAAAUAACAAUAGGGGAAAAAAAGUGAAUUUCUGUUCCCAAAGUGAAAUGUGGAAUGUUUCUCAAGCACCGUCAUUUUGUCUAUACUGGUAACCAGGAUGCUUGGUUCGAUUUCUUCAAGUCAAAUGCAUUGAGUUCCCCCAUGGAGGGUUCUACAGAACAAAUGUCACUGCCCUGAUCCCAGGACUCAGUGCCACUGCCAUGAAAAAGGAAGGAAGGAAAGAGGAACGUUGUACAGAACACCUUUAUAUUUAUAUUUAAGAAAUAAUAAUAAUUAAUAAUAAUAAUAAUUGAACUGCUGAUGGUGAAGAAAGCAAAACACGCUGCCCUACUCUGAUGGCUUACAGUGACAAGCUACUGGAUUCUCUACAUCAGUGCAAAAAUACAUGAGAAUAGAAGAAAAAGGAGGAAGAGAAAAAGAGAAUGAAAUAAUAAUCUCGUAGGAAAAAUUGCAUUUGAGAAAUAUUCAACUAGGUUGUGUGUGGUUGGCCCCUCCCCGCAGGUAGCAUUUUGGAAAUGAUACGGCUUCAUUUUGGUUUGAACGAUGAUAAAAACAGGAAGAAAAGAGAUAAGGACUAUUAAAUACCUGUAUGGACUGGAAAUUAAUCCAAUUGCAAAUACAAAACCUUUGUAAUUCUAUAUAGAGUUUAAACAGAAGUCAUGUAUAUUUAAUUUAUUUUGUUAAACAAGAAAAAAACGUAUGAUAUUUUCCUCAAAACUGGCAUUUCUAUGCAUAUUUUUGAUCAAAGAAAAUAAAGAUUUUUUUUUCAGGUUCUAUAGAUACCAUGCUCAGAAUAUGCUCAGUGUAACAACAGUACCAGCUGCACUUCUCUGUAUGUCUUCUCACACAUAAUCUCCUCGUAUCAUCUCAGGUUAUGCUAGUGCUACCGUUUCCAUUAGAAAAUUGCCUUUUCCACCAUUUAAAUUCUGAUUUUUCAGGUUGGAUAUUAGAAAAAACUUCCUCUCAGAAAGAGUUGUGAUGCAUUGGAGCGGGCUGUCCAGGGAUGUGGUGGAAUCACCAUCCCUAGAGCUGUUCAAGAAAUGUGGAGAUGUGGCACUGAGGGACGUGGUUGGUGGGCAUGGUGGGGAUGGGUUGGUGGUUGGAUGUGAUGUUCUUAGAGAUCUUUUCUAACAUUAAGGAUUCCACAACUCUAUGGUUGUGAGGAUCUGCAGUGACUGAGUCAUUUCCCAUGGACCCCUUGUCACCUCCAGGAGCAAAGAGCUCUGCUCACAGGGAAAUCUGUUUUGCUGUGCUUUUUUUGUGUAUUUUUGGGGGGAGGGUGACGGGGAGUGGGGGAAAAGGUUGCAAACCACAAACCUGCAGGUGUUUUUCUUUUAAAAGAAAGUUUCAUAAAUCAAAACAUAAAAAUUUGUGAGUCUGUAAAAUGAGCUUCAGCCUCAGGGUGCUCAGGAGGAGAAAACACAUAAUGGGGUGAGACCCUUCCGUGAUGCUUCAGUGAUGGAGCAAUUGUUUGCUGUUUGCUCCAGUGCCACUCAAAGCUUGUUGCAGGGAAAAAAAAAAACAAGAUGUGCCAAUUUUUAGGUUUGAAAGUACUUCUUUCUCAAGCCUGUUCUGCAAAAGAGAUCUUCAGCUUCACCUGCUCCGAUUUAGAGUGAAACACUUCAUUUAAGCUGAAACAAAAGAGCGCUUUAGGCUUUUGUUUUCCCCUGAACGUUUCCAAAACUAUUUGCUCUACAUUGACUAGAAGUUCUUUUCCGGCUGACUUGUUUGCAUCCUCAGCUGCAAACCAAACAGUGCCUCGGCUGACUUGUUUGCAUCCUCAGCUGCAAACCAAACAGUGCCUCGUUUGCUCAGCCGGAUCACUGUGAGAUGGGGUCCUGCUUCAGCAAAGCAUGAACACUCCCGCUUUCCCUCACCAACACAUGCUGCCCCCAAAAGUUCCCUUUUUUCCUUAGCCACCCAGGUCAAUGGCUCUGUUAACACGAUGGUUUUUCUGUAGAGGUGAUAACAAAGCAAGCUACUGCUAUUUUUGAUUAUUAUUAAUAUUUUACUUUUUUUUUUUAAGUGAGAUAGUUCAUUAAAACUUUGUUAGCACCUUUUUAUGAAAUCCAUAAAGGCUAAAUUCAUUUCCUGGAUAUCUCUGCAUACAUCCUCUCAGCUUCAGGAAGACUGAAGAGAGCUCUGGAUAUGGCAGUGCUCUUAAUGGCUACAGUUUAUCGAGCCACUUCAUGGAAAAAAUCAAAAAGCCUUUAUAUACUACAUGCGUCACCUUUUUUUUAAGAAGGCAGCAUGUGGCUGAUACCAAGAGCUAUGUCUCAUAACUCAUGCCUAUGUGAACCUACUUUUUGCACUGUGGUAGGCGCUGAGAACAUCUCAGCAGCAUUUGGGGCACAGCAGAAGGUAGGAUCCACCUGUAAGCUUGCCAGCCUUCCCAGCUAUCUGUAUUGGUGCUACAGCAAGAUGGCACCCAGCUCAUGCUGAUACCAGCUUUAGAGGAGGUGCACAGUCAGUUUCAUUUGGUUCAGCCCUAUGCAAACCGUAAGAGAUGGCCAUACAAUACUUUUUCAAAUGGCAGCUAUGUCACUUACCCUCAGAUCCUGCAUCUCCCCUAGGGUAUAGUCUUCCAUGCUGAGCACUUAGCUCCCAGUUGUGCCCUUCUACCUGCUAUGUUCCAUGGUGAGACCCUGCCAUGAUGCUUCCAAGAUGAUACUAUGAGAGUGCCAGGUGGCUCAAGUGGAAGGAGCUUCCUCCUGCCAGUUGAAGUUCCAGCUCUGGUAGGAAAUGGUACAAACACUUUGAUUUGCACGUAUAUUUUAUAUCUUGUCUGGGUCAUGCACUGACUUGCUGGGCCUGGGUGGAUUUUGUGUUUUGAGGAGUUAUUAUUCCUCCACAGGACACCUGUAAGUACUCCACAGUCACUCUGUCCCAUGCCUACCACGUGCCAUUUCUUUUUAGGGCUCAAUUGUGCCUUGCAUGUAUUGCAAAAUCUGCUUUAGCCUAAAUAAAUUCUGCCAGGUCCCGCUCACGCCUGAAUGUUUUUUCUUUUUCAUCAGUGAGACAAGACUUGGACUCAUCUCUGCUCAUGCAUACAGGGCAUUUAAAGAAAACCGUAGUCUUGCUAUUAACUACUUACCCUAUUUGGAACACAGAAGUUUUUUGUUUUACACAUAAGUAUGCGUAUAUAUAUAGGCAUAUGGAUGAAAGUGCUGGGCUGUGAUACAGAAAAGAGUUGUACUUUAAAAGCCAUCAGGCUUCAAAGAUCAAAAGACAGUUAGGCUUAAAGCUCUCCAUCUUUGUUUAAUUUAUUUGCAUUACAGAUCAAACAUGGCCUUACAUGUUGGUUUGUGUGUGGCAUUUUUAAGCUUUGUAUGGACAAUGCUUGUACUGUCAGCCCUUUUAAACUGAAAACUUUUAUCAGACAUUUACAAAUAAAAAGUGUUGUGUGAUUUUCAAACAGUAGCACACACAAUAACUGAGGACAUCAAAAAGAGAUGGGAUGGCACUCUGUGCAUCUGGCUGUGCAAUAAAAGCUAGAAAGAAGUAAA